CCGACCAGCCUACUGGUUUGACAGGAAUCUGCCCGAUGGGACAACCGAUUAUAACCCAAGACUAUGGAGCCUGGGCUGAUACACGCUGUAGUCCUAUACGGCCAUGCCCUAAACAAGGCUUUUGUAACGUCGACCGAAUGGAUUUUUACGCAACGUGUUGCAGGACAGAUCCAGACAGUCCAUCAAAACCUGGCUCCUGCCCAGCCAAGACAACCAAUGACACAUCGUUUUGUGUGGAUAAUUGCAACAAUGAUGGGGAUUGUCGAACAGAUUUAAAGUGUUGCCAAGAUGGCUGCAGACGAUCUUGUCUUUCUCCUGACAUCGGUUGUGAGACAAAGGUACAUCAUUUCAUAGUAUUCAUUUUAACAUGGGAUGCAGUGGUUUUGCAUCGGCAACCGGGUCGCCCAUUAGCUUGUCUGUAG
Candidula unifasciata is the source of this 422-nucleotide messenger RNA. The record is from the annotation of a GenBank genome assembly. Lineage: Eukaryota; Metazoa; Mollusca; Gastropoda; Stylommatophora; Geomitridae.